GUGGUGGAUGUGUGAGUGAAGGAUUUUUCGAGUGAAGAUAGGCAGAUAGGAGUGCUCUUCCCGCAGCUGUAGACCUGCACGCUGUCUUUCUGUUCCUGUUUCGUCAACUCUUAAAAUGUAAUAAAGUUACGUUUGUCUUCAACAAUCACGGCACAUCCAAGAUGAGUGACCACGACAGCAGUGCAUCAGCCUCCCAGACUGGAGACUUUGAUGAAGACACAAACAGUGAAUUAGAAGCGGACAGAGAUGAUAGACACAAGGACAGACAUGUGUCCAGUUUGUCCAGCUUCUCAACCUCUCUGCGUGCUGUUAUACGCAUCAAACAGAAGUACCAGGCCAUGAAGAAACGCAGACAAGACCUGGCCCUGAGCCUUACAGCAGCAGGGACUCAGACAGGGGCCCCGGUCAGGACAAGCCCCAAAAUCUUCACCUUUGAUGCCCUGAACACAUCUGCCGACUCUUCACUGGAUAACACUAUUUAUCAGAAGAAAAAAAGGAGACGAAAGAAAAGGGUGUUGUUUCCUCACAAUGGAGGACGCAGAGUCCCACCCAAACAGGAGCGCAGCCGAGCCCAACACUGCCUGUAUCUACUGUUCGCCAUUGUCUUCCUUCAGGUGUACAAUGCCAUAGAAAAUCUUGAUGAUCAUGUUCUUAAAUAUGACCUAGAGGGCCUGGAGAAGACAUUGCGUAGGGAAGUGUUUGCACAGCAGGGGGCAGUGGAGGGUCUCAUGUCUCACCUACAGGACUAUCUGUCUACCUAUGUCCACAACAAGCCUCUUGUUGUGUCUGUGCAUGGCCCCAGUGGGGUGGGUAAGAGCUUCCUGGGUCGUCUCCUGGCUGGACACUUUCGCUCAGUGGUUGGGGACGCUUUGGUGCUGCAGUACUAUGUCCUUCACCACUGUCCCCAAGAGGCAGAUGCGGUCCAGUGUGCUCAGAACCUGUGUGCUCUGAUCUCUCAGAUAGUGCAGCAAGCAGAGGAGGAGGAGAAGAUUCCAUUAUUGAUUUUUGAUGAGGUUGAGUACAUGCAACAAGAGAUACUGGAUGCACUGUGGCAGUUUGUCGCCACCAAGCAGUCGAACGAGUACCUGAAUGUGAUCUACCUAUUUCUGAGCAACCUGGGCCAUGAGCAAAUCACAAAGCAUUUGCUUCACAACUCAUCAAGUGACUCUGUAACAGCCUCUGGUCAUGGCUAUCUGAUCAAGGAGCUCACCCCAAUUCUACGCAACACUCUGGAUAAACUGCACCCCCUGUGGGCAGAGGCAGACAUUUUACCCCUGGGCCUUCUGGAAAAGGUUCACGUGAUGGACUGUUUUCUGGAGGAAAUUACUCGAGAAGGUUUUUAUCCAGACCAUGCCAACAUAGAGCGGCUGGCAGGAGAGAUAGAAUAUUAUCCUAUUGUAGGGGGACAUGAAUACGCCCAGACAGGCUGCAAGCAGGUGGUGGCAAAAGUCAACCUGCUAUGAAAUGUGAAUGCUCGAAGGAAAUGCUUAGAAUUCUUUUACCAAUGAAGACAUAAAACAUGGGAAGGACAUAAAGUUACAAAACUUGAAUGGCAUGAAUAAAAUGUUUUCCUUUUAAAAGAGGUGAGGCAACUGGUUUUCAUGCAAAAAGAAACCUCAUUUCCAGAAACCUAAAACCUGAGACUUCUGCCCUAUUUAUUAGUGAAUGAAUUAUUAUAAUUAUUAAAAUUAAGUGUUUGCCUGGCAAAUCCAGAAUGACCUCUGUAUUUUUAUACAGAUUGAUAUCAGUCUAGUCCCCAUGUGGUCUGCUGCGUAUUUCAGUGACACAUGUGAAACGAAGAAGCUCAUUGGUCACCUAUGAUUUACAAAUAAAAUAAAGUUUGUCUCACUUCAGAUUAACAGUUUAGUGCUUUGCUCAUUGGUUCUGCAGAAAUCCGCAAUAUUUUUCAGCGUGUUCCCAAUUGGCUAAUCCACCAGUCAAACACGCCCAUUUGAAAACGGGGCGAUUCACCGGUGACCAGACUCACAUCUUCUCAAAGUAUUGAAGUGUAUAUUGUGGAUCCCAGGCAAAUUAAGUGUAAACACAGCAAACUGGACAGAGACAUUGACAAUGUGUGGUAAGGUAUAUAUUGGUAUGUUUUAUUUUUGUGAUUUGUUUAGUAUUUAAAACUAGUGUGCCAUAAGUAAUCCUGCUUGAACCAGAAGUUCCUGCUUGAACCAGAAGUUUACAUAUACUUUAUUUUUUUGUACAGUAUAUAUAAACUUGGGUGAGUAUAGUGUAGUAACAUAUAUGGUUGGUUAAAUCUACCAAAACAAAAAAUACUCCAUAUUGCCCAAUCAUACCCUCAAGCUUUGAAAGCAGUGUAACCUCUGACCUUUGUUAAACUUCUCAUUCUAGCUGUAUGAUUGGUCUGUAGGCAAUAUUUAUUAAGAUGACAAAAACUGUGAAUGAGUCAGCAUUUCUAAAUUAUUACAUUUCAAAUAUAAAUAAUAUUGCUCUUAAAAAUGUUUAUAAACGUGGAAUAAAAUUGUUGUCAAACAGUUUUCUAGACAUUUUAUUAGUUUUUUAGUUGACA
Molecule: messenger RNA, 2536 nt
Organism: Periophthalmus magnuspinnatus
Lineage: Eukaryota; Metazoa; Chordata; Actinopteri; Gobiiformes; Gobiidae
Gene: tor4aa
Product: torsin family 4, member Aa
Exons: 3
Coding region: 162-1463 (433 amino acids)
Biological process (GO): negative regulation of apoptotic process
Cellular component (GO): endoplasmic reticulum lumen; nuclear envelope
Molecular function (GO): ATP binding; ATP hydrolysis activity
Source: RefSeq, a predicted model, not a curated record